CCUCCAAGACCAAAAGAAAAAAUGUAGUUAUAGUCGAAGUUAGGUACACAGAAAACGCCAAGAUAUUAAAGACAAUACCGACCAUGAUAAAUUUACAACUGAAUUAAGCUUGUAAGGGACCUUGGAUGAGCCACUGCAUUCUUGGACUGCAGCAUCAAGCUAGGAUCUACAUGAAGCUUUGUCUCUGCAAUAAUCUUCUGAGAAAGAUUUCACCUGCACAACUACCAGAUUUGCUAGGUUGGAGACUUUCCUCAUUCAUGUUAUUAUAAAUUAUAUGCCUUGUAUCUUCAAGAAAAUGGAUAAAUAGAUGCAUAGAAAUAGAAAUGCAAGUCAGAUAUGGGGAUAAUGUUUGGUAAAUAUUUGAGUUUCUGCCAUUCAGAGCAUGCAAGUUCAUCUAAGAAGCCGUAUCCAUCAAUAAUUGAAGAGCUAUGCCCUCAGUUUUCUCUAGAAGAUCUUAGGAAAUCAACCAACAACUUUGAUGCAAACCAUUUAACUGAAAUAUCAGCAUAUAAUAGAGUAUAUAAAUGUUUUAUCAAACAUAAUGGUGCAAGUGAUUUCACAGUGGCAUUGAAGAGGUUGAAUCGCGAGACCGACCUAUGGAAGUUCAAGAAGGAAAUCGAGUUCCACUUCCAACUUCACCAUCCAAAUUUAGUCUCCCUUAUAGGAUUCUGCAACCACAAAGAUGAGAAGAUUCUUGUGUACGAACACAUGUCCAAUGGCUCUCUCUAUGAUUACAUAUAUUCCAAGAAUAUAGAAGAUUUGUCAUGGAAGAAAUUGUUAGAAAUAUGCAUUGGAGCAGCAAAAGGACUACCCUAUCUUCACACAGGAACCAAGUGCCCCAUCUUUCACUGUGACAUGAAGCCUCAUAACAUUCUUUUGGACAAGAACAUGGUACCUAAAAUCUCACAUCUUGGAUUUUCCUUGCAGGGGCCACCUUUGAAUUCAAAACCAAAACCAGUAAAAGUUGACAAGGUUAUGGGUUCAGCUGGUUACAUAGCACCUGAGCAUGUCCUAACCAGAAUCUUCACAGAUAAAUGUGAUGUUUAUUCAUUUGGUGUGGUCCUAAUAGAAGUUGUAUCCACUACUUACAAGCACACCAUCUUUGACAAAAUCAUCAUGUUGGAGAGCUCAUCAGAUUUCUCUCUAGAUCCAUUUGAUUUAAUGAAUCCAUUUGUGGAUAUAUCUGAAAUGUUGGAGAGAUUCUCAGUUGAUGAGAUUAUUGAUCCAAUUCUGAUGAGAAAGAUAGCACCAGAAUGUUUGGCAGUAUUCAUAGAUGUCACAAAAAGAUGCUUGAGCAGAGAAGCAAAUGAAAGACCAAAUAUAGGUGAAGUAGAGGUUGAACUGGAGCUAGCACUAGCUUUGCAAGAGGAGGCCGAUGACCGGAAUCAUGGUGGUGGCUGGUGAAUAUAAUUUUCUGUCCACUUUUCUGCAGAAAACCUUUGUAAACAGUACUGCCAAACACACCUUGUCCAAUUAUCAAAGACUCAAAGAAGUUGCAUGUUGCUGAUUGUUUCUCAGCAAAUGAAAAUUGGUGACAAAGUUCUUGU
Messenger RNA from Arachis duranensis, 1547 nucleotides. RefSeq names its product receptor-like protein kinase ANXUR2. The record is from RefSeq and is a predicted model, not a curated record. Lineage: Eukaryota; Viridiplantae; Streptophyta; Magnoliopsida; Fabales; Fabaceae. Gene Ontology annotation, molecular function: ATP binding; transmembrane receptor protein tyrosine kinase activity. Gene Ontology annotation, biological process: protein autophosphorylation. Gene Ontology annotation, cellular component: plasmodesma; plasma membrane. Bases 337 to 1404 code for a protein of 355 amino acids. The transcript is spliced from 3 exons.